Molecule: messenger RNA, 1268 nt
Organism: Protopterus annectens (West African lungfish)
Lineage: Eukaryota; Metazoa; Chordata; Ceratodontiformes; Protopteridae
Product: uracil nucleotide/cysteinyl leukotriene receptor-like
Exons: 1
Coding region: 36-1010 (324 amino acids)
Biological process (GO): positive regulation of Rho protein signal transduction; phospholipase C-activating G protein-coupled receptor signaling pathway
Cellular component (GO): membrane
Molecular function (GO): G protein-coupled receptor activity
Source: RefSeq, a predicted model, not a curated record
UCUAUGAAAAUAAAUGAAGGUGUAGUUACAAAAGAAUGAAUGCCUCCUUCGAAUGUACUUAUUUCUGGAAUGUAUCCAGCGAAGAUGCACUUUCACCUUUCAAAACAGGCAGUACUGAGAAUAUUUUAUUUGCUACCUUUUACAUAGUGGAUUUUAUUCUUGCAUUCCUUGGUAAUGCAACUGCCCUCUGGAUCUUCCUUUACCACAGGCAAGCAGGAUCUCCAGCAAACAUAUUUCUGAUGCAUUUGGCCAUUGCUGAUAUUGUUUACGUGAUGGUAUUACCAAUGAAGAUUGUUUACCACCUACAGAACAGUCAUUGGCCAUUUGGGGAAGCACUUUGCUGCAUUACAGGAUUUUUAUCAUUUCUUAACAUGUAUGCUAGCCUUUACGUUAUGGCUUGCAUCAGUGUAGAUCGCCUUCUUGCAGCAGUUUUUCCUCUUAAGUCGAUUAAAAUCAGAAAGCCCUUGGUUGCUCAUAUAACAUGCAUUGCAUUGUGGUUGUUACUCAUUAUGAUGAUGGCACCAAUGCUUGGCUCUACUCAAACUGCAAAAAUUCAUAAUACAAUUGUGUGCUUUCAACUUUAUCGUGAGAAGUUUUCCAAAAAAGCCAUUUUCUCUAUUAUUGUUGGCUUUGCAAUUCCUUUUUUCACAACAGUAUGUUCUUACUUACUGAUUAUCUAUAGUCUUCUAUUCAACACUCAUCAAAUGGAAAGCAGUCUAAAGAACAAAGUGGUGAAAAUGAUUAUCUUAGUGCUUUUAAUUUACUUCAUUUGUUUUGUUCCAUAUCACAUUAGUCGUCUUAACUACGUCAUUUCAUGCACAAGCCACCAUCAGCUUUCUUGGAAGGAACUGAAAGCCCUCAGUUUCAGUAAUCGCAUCACUUCCUGCCUAACCAGUCUCAAUCCACUUUUGGAUCCCAUCAUGUAUUUUUUCUUGGCUGAGAAGUUCAAAGACACACUGCAGAAGCUAUGCAGAAGGCAGUUCAAUAAGCUUUCCAUCAGCACUUCUUAGAGAAUGCAUCAAAAACAUAAUUAGACAUACCUCCCAACUCUUCCAUAUUUUGAGGGACAACCCUGAUUUUCACUCAAAUUUUUGUUCUGUCCCUCUUAAUCCCUCCUAAAAUUGGAGACUUUUGGAGAAAAGGUGGUGAGUUACAUUUAAUGACGUAAUUAGUAACACACUUUUUUUUUACUUCAGAACAUGCAUAUUAAUUCUCAUUUGCGUAUUCUGCCAAUGUCUCAAGUUAAUAGUAUUAAUAUGUUAAAAGUA